GCCUGCGUCCCAGCAAACCCCGCCCCCUUCCCCCCCAACCCUUCAGCCGCGCAGAAUGGCGGCUCUUUUAGAAUCUCUCCUGUGCAAGAAAGUGGAUAUUAAAACGGUUUUGGAAUGGCUAAAGAAUGAUGAGGAAGGUGAACGGCUGGCGUUCAGUGAACCGCAGGUGUCAGUUCACAAACAAGAAUUCGUCCCAUUUCUUCUGAACUUCCUGAGAGAGCAGAGCAGCCGAGCACUGACUCAUGGCCCUGCCACGCCGGCCAAGACCCCCAACCGCCUCAGACCUGGUGCACAGGGCUGCAGGUCAGCGGCAGGUGCUGCAGCUGGUUCUCGGAGUGCCAGCCGGGUCCAGCUGUUUUCUCCUUCCCCAUCGGUGUCCCCUGGGUCUGAGUGGGACGCUGCGUCCCACUCUCUGAGUGGGGUCAACCCCUUCAGCAGCCCCUCCUUUGCCACAGGAUGGAGCCCCGCCUCCAGGCCUUCAGGUCAUGAACGCCGUUCUGGCCAGAAGGUCAGUCUGGGGGACUACAUGGUUUCUCCUCCUGACCUCCAGAAAAGCCCCAGCAUCCAGUCGCAGAAGAGCCGCAGGAGAAGCGGUGGCAACAUGGCACUGGGGGGACAAGGGAAACAUGGAGGAUGGCGGCAAGCACAUCACAGUGAUGAGAUCGGAAGAAGGCCGAGUAGAGGAGGAGGGAACAGUAGGAUAAGUGAGCAGGUUUCACCUCCAUCUGUGGGGCAGCUCAAUUUGAACAACUUGGAGGACUUUCCCCCUGUUGGGUCUUCACCCAUUUCACCUGCGGCAUCAAAACCAUCAAGAAGAAUAAACCCAACGCCGGUCAGUGAAGAACGUGCUCACUCCAAACCAAAGACCUGCUUCACCUCCAUCCCAUUCACUGAAUCUUCUAGUCCCUCAUUAGCUGUAGAUGCGCUCGAGGGCCCAUUGACCGUCGGCAGUCCUCUGAGCCUGCAGGAAGAGAGGGAGCUACUAAAGAAAGAAAAGACAAAGCGUGCUCAGCAGGUCAGCUCUCCUCUGCUGUCCUCUCUGGACCCUUGCACCCCCACCAAGUCAGGGCUUGGGGCGGGAUCUAAAGUUACACCGGAGCUGCAAACACCAUGUCCUGAACCAUCCAAAGUCACCUUCUCUUCGGAACUGGAUCUCCUUGCAGAGCUGUACUGUACCUGUAUUUCUGAAAACCUUGUGCCAAACAUUUUCCUGGAGCUUUUCUUUGUUGUGCAAUUGCUAACGUCUCAAUCGGCUCACACUCAUGAUGACGACGAACGGGAAAGUUUGUGUUCAGUGAAUUCAGAAAUUAUGGAGCGAUGUUACCUGAGACGAGUACACAACUGUGUGUAUUUUGCGGUGAAGGUUUUGCAGAAUCAGUUUCAGUUGGUGGCUCAUUUGGACAAGUGUACUCUCCGUCUGCUGGCAGAGAACGAGCGGGUGGCGUCUUUCUCUCCGGCUCUCAGGGACCGUCUGACUGAGGCCCAGGGGGGGAGCACGGCCCAGCACUCUCCUUCAGUUUCCACUUUCAUCCACUCAGUCCCAUUCCAGCCAGCUACUGACAACCAGUCCAACUUCUGCAGUACUCACGCCUUCCACAUCUUUAAAAAACAGAGAGAUAUUUUUUACGAGGUGCUGCGAGAAUGGGAGGACUUUCACAAAGAGCAGGGGUGGAACUUUGACGCUGCUCUCGGCAGAAGGAUAAGGGGAAUUAUGAGUCAACUCACUUCUGCAGGAAACCAUUCACAUUUUGCCCGUUUGUUCCUGAAGCAGCUUAUUCAGGUGUGUAAAGGGCCGGGCGUGAACAGCUCUCCUGGAGAGACUCCUGACGCAGACCUGCUGGGCAUGCUGGGAGCCGACAGCCUGGGCCGUCUGAAGCGGCUCGAGGAGCGUCUCAUUCAGCCGCAGGGAGUCGUCGGGCCCUGUCCUCCACCGUCCUUUCCUGGUCACCAGGAGUUCUUCAGGGAUUUCCUGCAGGCAGCCAGUUGCUGCCACCUGAACCAGCACUUGCAGGACAGCUUGUGUCAGCAGCUCCUCCAGCUGGACGAGGUGUCCAUCCUGAGUCCGCCUGCUUCCGUCGCAGGGGUGGACGAGGAGGGAGAUGGGGACAUGGAGCAGCAGGAUGAGAAGCAGCGGUUCACCUCAGUGCUGCUCCUGGCUCGUCUUCUGGCUAAGUUUCUGGGAUUCAUUUCCUUUCUGCCUUACCAAACGUCUGAGAGACCGUCCAGGGAGAUACGGGACGCUGCUGUAGCCCUGCGGAGCAAGAGUGUCCCGGUGCUGGAUGUGUGUGCCGUGCUGAGUAACAGUAUGAAAAGGAGGCGCACCAUCCUGACUGUGCCCUGGCUGGUGGAGUUCCUCUCCAUGAUGGACUUUGUUGGUCCCCUCCUGCUUUGCUAUAGAACGGCAUUGGGCAAACUGCUCCUCCUGUACAGGAGAAUGCUGCUGGGAAGAUGUGGAGAGAUGUGUUACCUGAACAAGCUACUCACGGUGUCCGUGUUGGGUUGGCUCUUCCAGAUCCCAGUGAUUCCCGAGGACAUUUUCUUCACCAAUGAGUUCACCGAGGUGGCCAAGCUGGAGGACAGCAGCACGAGUGCUGCGGGGCUCGACUGCAUUCCCCUGGUGGAUCAGCAGCUUCUCUACACAUGUUGUCCAUUUCUUGGUGAGUUCCGUAAGCUCCUAGCUGCCUUUGUGUCGGGAAGCUCCGCCAAAAGUGGAGGAAUUAUCCGCAAGAUUACCCCCACUUCCGCCGAGCUGAAGGACGCGCCGACGGCCAACAGGUCGCAGCAGAAACUGCAGGUGGACCUGGAGCAAGCCUUCUUUCACAACCAGCCUCCGUCGCUGCGUCGCACCGUGGAGUUUGUGGCCGAGAGAGUCGGAUCCAACGCUGUCAAGCACAUGAAGGCCACGCUGGUGAGCGAGUUGGUGGAGCGAGGUGAGAAGAUGCUGCGGGAUGGUCUGGCGUCGCCCAACUCUAAUCCCUCAAAGCUAAAUGACUCCAUCUGUGCUCAGCUGUGUGUCGCCGGAUUGGAAGCCAUGGCCAAAGCCACCAGAUUUUGCAGUGAGAAGAGUCCAGAGGCAAUACGGAUUCUGCUCUCUGAUGAAACGUCCCCUGCUGUCCGGACCACGUCUGAAAACAUCACCAAACGUCUUGCGACAGAAAAGGCCUGCAGCUGGCUCUCCGCCAACAUCACAGCCCUGAUCAGACGAGAGUGGAAGAGCAGGUACGAUCGCGUGAUGAAGACCGCGGCCGGCCCGCCGCCUCCACACUCUAGGCUGGAUGUCGAGGCUGCCGCGCCCGAGCCGCCCACCAAGGAGGAGCCCUCGGCGGCCCCCAAGACGAGGCGAGGAAGCGAGAGAGUGACGUCCUGCCCGCCGCACUGCAGCCACGGCGCCUCGCUGCCCUCCGACGUCCUCAUUGAGAUGAAGGAGUGGCUUAGCAUCGCAGUAGGCCCCCGGACCAAUGAUGAGCUGCUCACCGGCUCUCAGGCGAAAGCGCUGCUGCAGAGAGUGGCGGACACGCUGGCCUGCAGAAAGUUCUCCACUGCGACGUCAGAGCAGAUGCUGCUGAACUCUACGGUGCUGCUGGCCUGCAGACUGGUGUCCGCCGAGCUGCCCGUCCUGUCUCCGUCAGAGGGGGACGGGGACGUCGCGGGUUCGGGAUCAGAACCUCCGGUCCGAGCGCUGCUGGAGCAGCUCGCCGCACUGUGGCAAGCUGACGGCUGUUCCUCCGCCCCGCUCCACCUGCUCUUCGCCCAACUCACCGUCUCCGCUGUGCUGAAGGCCAGCGACGCCGAGUGGAAGAACUACCUGUUUCUGGUUAGAAAGCUGGUAGACGGACAGGUCUUGAGCGAGGAAGAGGUCAUAUCUCAUUGGAGGAAGCUAACCAACUUGGCCUUGCCAGCGCUGGUGGAGAAUUUCCAGCUGCAGUCACAGAGCAUUAAACCCCCGUUGCCUCUGGCUGAGUUGCAGAGCCAGCUGGACGUGCUGCAGGUCUCCCAACAGGCAGUAGAGGGCGCUACAUGACAGCGAUAAUACCGCUCGGGGAGCCCACAGCAUCUGCUCUGUUAUCCACAACUGUUUCAUGUCACACCUGACAGGUGUUUCAUUCAGGGGAGGGAUGCGGAUGCCAGGGGACUUCGUGCUGUUGACCGUUUCCCUUUGAAUUGCCAUUGAAACGACUGCGGUCUUUCAUGUCUCCCUUUUGCUCUUUGGCUAAGGUGCCGGCGAGAGGCAGAGAGCCGUGUCAGUCAGGAGGAGCAGCUAGGGGACCACAACGUUUCAGAUCUGUUCGACUUUCCUGCAAGCACAACUGGUCUAUGGUUGUGUCUGAGGGGAAAUACCAGUACAGUAGAUGAAACAUUUUAAAACGAUAGAGAGACUCUGCAAAGACAUAAGACGGGUCAACAUUAGACUGCUGUGGACCUUAGCGUUACCGUGACAAACUUUGAAUUCAAAGAUUUUACGCAAAGUAUUCUACCAGAAUAAUAUUUUAAACCGACUCUUGGUGAUAAAAUGGACACAAAAAAACUAAAAAUGUUCUGUUGGUGUUUAGACUUGCCAGAGAAGAUAAAAGGUCUUCAUUUUAGUAGCACUUUCACACACUGCCUUUGACCGCCACGACUAGUGAUGCAUGUUUCUUCCACGAACGCCAGACUGCGCUUGUGUUUUUUAGUUCACGUUGGAUGCACGCUGCAUUCCCUGCUGCUUUUUUAAAAACCCUUUAAUAUUUUUAUGUUGCCACGGAAGUAAUAAUAAAGAUGUAUUCUGCUUUAAA
Gasterosteus aculeatus aculeatus (three-spined stickleback) is the source of this 4772-nucleotide messenger RNA. Lineage: Eukaryota; Metazoa; Chordata; Actinopteri; Perciformes; Gasterosteidae. The record is from RefSeq and is a predicted model, not a curated record.